Messenger RNA from Juglans regia (Persian walnut), 1981 nucleotides. RefSeq names its product thiamine-repressible mitochondrial transport protein THI74-like. Bases 468 to 1655 code for a protein of 395 amino acids. The transcript is spliced from 8 exons. Gene Ontology annotation, cellular component: membrane. NCBI's taxonomy places the organism in Eukaryota, Viridiplantae, Streptophyta, Magnoliopsida, Fagales, Juglandaceae. The record is from RefSeq and is a predicted model, not a curated record. Gene Ontology annotation, biological process: regulation of peptide transport.
ACUCCGAGAGGGUAGGGAGUCGGGACUGAAAAACCGAGGAAAAUGGGAGAGAAAAUUUGAGGAAAAGAUACGUAAUAUCCUUUCUUAAAGGGCAUAAUUUGAGAGAGAGAGAGAGAGAGAGAGAGAGGCAGGAACUAUAUUAAUUAAUUAACCACCAGAAAGUUAGAAACUUAAUUUUAACACUUCCCUCUCAUUCUUUUCGUCCCCGUUCUCUGUGCUUUGGCUUUUUCUUUUUUGCAAAUAAUCCCCUCUAACCCCCCAACAACGUCAACGCUCUUGUUGUUUCACACAUCAGCCGCCCCAACUGUCUUCUCUCCUUCUCUGUCUCCCGAGAUCUUAUUUUUACAUGUCGGUGAUCGGUUGAUCGGUGAAACGAAAAAGACGCUACAGAGAUCUCAGCGGACCACUACAACGCAGAUCUUUGGCAAUUCCUGUAGACUCUGUAUCUGGGUCUUGUUUGAUUCGCUAUGAGUUGGAAAUACAGGGCUGGGUUGUUCCUGAUAGCUGCUGUUGUUGUUAUAUGGGUCUCCUCUGCAGAAGUCACCCAGGGCAUAUUUACAGACUAUAAGCAGCCAUUUGCAGUAACAUAUCUUGGAGCUUCUCUUUUGGUAGUCUACCUUCCAGUAGCAUUCUUAAAGGAUUGGGUGUGUGGUAUCCUAAAACGUCGCUCUUCUAAAAGUGGAAAAAAUGCGGAAAGCAUGAAUGAAUUUUCUGUUGGUUUGAGUUCUACUCUAAAAUACAUUGGAGGCCAGAAGAACUUUGAAUUGGAACUUGGAACCUUGAAUAGAAAAGAUAGUGAAGCAGACCUUUCACCUCUCGCAGAAGGAAGGCCAUUGAUUGCUAAACACAAAGAUGAUGCACACAUACUGAAACAAGAUAGAGAGCUUACAACCAGAGAAAUUGCUACUUACGGAUUUUACAUUGCCCCGAUCUGGUUUGUAACUGAGUAUUUAUCAAAUGCUGCACUGGCACGUACAAGCGUUGCAAGUACAACAGUAUUAUCCUCUACUUCAGGACUUUUUACUCUUUUCAUCGGUGCGUUUCUUGGCCAAGAUUCUUUAAACAUUGCAAAAGUAGUUGCUGUCUUUGUAAGCAUGGCUGGUGUUGCCAUGACGACUCUUGGAAAAACCUGGGCUACAGAUGAUUCACAAAUGAAUGCUUCUGCCAAUGGGAAACGUUCUCUUGUUGGGGAUCUUUUUGGCCUUCUCUCGGCUAUGUCAUAUGGUUUAUUUACAGUGCUUCUAAAAAAGUUUGCAGGUGAAGAAGGAGAAAGGAUUGAUGUGCAGAAGUUGUUCGGCUAUAUAGGAUUAUUUUCGCUUGUAGCAAUGUGGUGGCUUGUUUGGCCAUUGACAGCAUUGGGACUUGAACCCAAGUUCACAAUUCCUCAUUCUGCCAAGAUGGACGAAGUUGUUCUUGCCAAUGGCUUUGUAGGAAGUGUCCUCUCUGACUAUUUUUGGGCACUAUGUGUUGUAUGGACGACUCCACUUGUAGCCACCUUGGGCAUGUCACUCACCAUCCCUCUUGCUAUGUUGGCUGACAUGGUAAUCCAUGGUCGUCACUAUUCAGCAAUUUACAUUCUUGGUUCAGUUCAGGUAUUUGCAGGUUUUAUAAUAGCAAACCUUUCAGACUGGUUCUCAAAGAAGUUGGGAUUAUAGCAUUUCGUUACAUUCUUGUUAGCUUAAUCUGGGAAAUCCUAAUUCUUUCUCCAUUGUUUUGAUUUGGAUGCCACAUUCAUAAUUCUCGUGACCAAAGUUCCUUUCCGGUAAUAUGCAUCAAUGGCAUCUCAGCAAGUGGAAAGUGGUGAAUGUUACUGUACUAUAGUUGAUUGUGUAAAUGAAGGUUUUGUCUUUUCGUUGGGUUUUGAGUGUUGGCCCCCAUAGUGUAAUAACUUCUCUUUUUGGUCAAAUGAAAAUAUUUAUUUUUAUCAAUGUUUCUUAUGAACGUUUGCAACAUCUUUCUAUUUUGGGAAUGGUUUUUAAUC